CUGAGUGUGUCCUCUACCAUGGCGAGAGAGGUCACGAGAGUACAGGGAAGGUACCCUACUACUUCCUCACUCCCCAAGGCUGCUCACUUGCUCCUUGGACGUCGCGCGUGCAUCUGCAAUAGCUCCUUGUCUCUCCACUGGCAGCAGAUAUUAGAGAAGCGAUCGUGAACCACAACGGAAUGGCGUUCUUGCACAUGGUUAUGCUGGCGAGUGCGCUCAGCAUGGCCUUUGGGACGACAGAACGAACAGAUACCGUGGAGCCACAGCAGCCUGGGGGAUGCCAGGUACUGCCAUCGCUCCUUCAGUCUGCGGGCUCGUCCCUAAUGUGCAUUGCAGCCUCUUUGACCAACUGUCAAGCAAAUGAAAAUGCUCAGCUGUCCAUUGUGCAGGACCUGCGGGACACCCUGUCUGAGUUGCGGCAGUUGAUUCUCGACGUGGAGGGGCAGCGGCGGCGGCCGAGGCACUGCCGCGACCUGCAGCUCGACGGUGACUCCGAGUCGGGCGUCAGACGCGUGUUCCCCUUCCGCAACUCGCCUGACACGGCCGCGACAGUCUAUUGCGACCAAAGGACCGACGGCGGCGGCUGGACGGUAUUCCAGAGGCGGCUGAAACUCCCUGUGAGGGAGGACUUCAACCGCACGUGGGUCGAGUACGAGCUCGGCUUCGGCAACAUGGACGGCGGCGAAUUCUGGCUGGGCCUCGACCUCGUGCACCACCUGACCUCGACCGACCCACAGGAGAUGAGAAUCGACCUCACGGACUACGAGGGCAACGCGAAGUGGGCCAAGUACGGGGUCUUCAGCCUGGGGGACGCCAGCACCAAGUAUCGGCUGAAAGUCGGCAGUUACAGCGGCACAGCUGGCGAUGGCCUCGGCAAUGGCAGACACAACGACCACCCGUUUACCACGCACGACAACGACAACGACGACAGUGAUGCGAACUGUGCGAUCCUCUACCGUGGUGCUUGGUGGUAUGACAAGUGCCACAUAUCCAACUUGAACGGGUUUCCUUAUGAAGGCAAACACGUGAGCUAUGCGGAUGGCAUCGAGUGGCAACCCUGGAGAGGAUAUCGUUACUCGCUAAAAUCUACAGCAAUGAUGAUAAGGCCAGUAUCCUGAAGCUUCUGCUUCAGGAUCAAUAUUCAUUAUACCAAAAAUAUGGUUAAAAUAACCAUGGUUUGGAUAUUAAUGUAUAUACUGCUGCAGAUCUAUCUCUUGCAAAAUCUAUUAUGAAGUGUUAAAUGCCUGUAAUCUUAAAAUAAACAAUAUACCAAUA
Molecule: messenger RNA, 1275 nt
Organism: Penaeus chinensis
Lineage: Eukaryota; Metazoa; Arthropoda; Malacostraca; Decapoda; Penaeidae
Product: ryncolin-1-like
Exons: 5
Coding region: 180-1118 (312 amino acids)
Source: RefSeq, a predicted model, not a curated record